CUGGAUUUGUCAGGUGAUUUUUCAGAUUACCAUCAUUUCCUGGGACAGACGUCAUUCUUACAGCAAUUGAGAGAUGAAGCCUUGAUCAAGAACUAUGGCCUUAAAUCAAGCACUCAGUUGGUACCAACAUAAAAUCGGUGCCUACGACAAACAAAUCUGGGAAGAGACGGUAGAACAACGCAUUCUUAAUGGCUUUCCGCACGUAUUCAAAAAGUCUGGCAAACUUAAGUUAGACUACAUAGACCUAGACGUAGUUCGUGGAUCAUCCUUCCCGAAAGCCAAACCGAAACACGGUUUAGUCUACAUUAGUCAGCUAUGUAUUCUACGGCUUCUUCUUUUACCAUUUCACCGACGCUGGUGGAUUCAGCAAACUUCUUGCAGCGUAUUUCAGUUGCUCAUUGUUCUCUAUGGAUUCCAAGUGGUUAAUAUGUUUAUAUACUUCACAAAACCUUCGCAAGCAGCAAGCGAAUCAAAUCUCCGACUUCACAAUGAGACAACUGAUAAUCAAGAUGUAGUGUAUCAUGAUGUUUCUGCCGAAGAAGUGCUGGUUCCAGUAUUGAUGAUGGGUAUUCUCAGUCUUCUUCUUUCACAGAUGGUGUCUACGCAGGCCAACACUCAACCACCCCCUCGGCGUCCCAAAAAUAAGUUACGAACGAAACGAACUAAAAGAAGGAUCGGACGGAGAAUAGGAACGACUCCUUCUGAUUCAAAGUCAUCUCUAGAAAAUGCUGAACCGCAACUUCCGUCGUCAAAUAGUGAUCAGAAACCAGACGAGACCGUAUGCGAGCCGAAAAUAAAGAAACGUUCUUUUUCAGAAGAGAGGCAAACAUCUCGAGUCAAAUUAGGUCAACGUUCUUCGUCUUUGCAACUUGAUUCUACUCAGGUCCUGCAGCCAUCGUUAAGAAUUCCUCAGUUAGGAAAGGCUAGAAACCAGCAGUCAAUUCUAUCUAAAAGAAAAUCCUGGUUUUUUUCCUGGCCAGUGCGCCUUGCAGUCCCAAAUCGAGGGACAGUUGAAGACGAGGGAUUUGAUAGCUUUCAUGGAAAUAAUUCCAGUUCAAGCGAUUGUGAACACGAAGAAAAUGUACAGUCAAACAAAAUGGUCAAUACGAUUUCUACCGACAUUGUUGAAUUUUCAGAAACAAUUACUAGUGAUGAGGCGACUCACCAAAAUAAAGAUUGGCAGCCCGAAAGUCAUGAAAGCCAUGCCGAAUCUAUACUCUUUUCUGAAGGGUUUAUCGAAAAACAAGACAGUGUAAUUAUUCAGCCGCAGUUACGGAAAAGACGGAAUUUACCUUCCAUUGCAUUAAAAUUGGUACCGCCAGAAGCUGACCAGCCUUAUGCCAUCAACCCAGAGACGCAAUCGGAAGCACAGGUCCGAAAUCCUAAAUGUGUAACUAUCAUGAGCAAUGAGAGGCAAUGCGAUUCUUCUAUAUUGGCUAGAGAAAGUAGCUACCAGAGUUCUUGCGAAAGUGACGUUGACGGUCACUCUUCAAUUGCUUCUCCCAGCUAUAAGCUAUCGGAGCCAAGUACCCCACUGGAUUGGACAGGCGUGACGACCAAUUCAGAGGAAUGUUCUUACAGCUCCGAAUCUCGUUCCGAAUCGGACGAAAACGAAAUGAACCGAUUUACCAGUGUAGUAGGGGAUGUAAAUUGGAAUGAAGAAGUUGCUUUUUCGUGGGAAUCUCAUGGAACAACCUUGAGUUCAUCGGAUAAAGUAAGCUGUACAGUUUGGGAAGGCCUGGAAAUGAAGAAAGUGGAUCUCUCGGUUUUAGACGUGGCAGCAGCCAUCAUAGCUAAGGUGGAUGUCAUGCCGGAAAGCACGGAUUACCUCUGUGGCGGUUUAGUCAUGGCUGGAAUUUUUGCACUUUUGCCCAUCAUUUAUCGAAUAAAUAACGUGGUAGGAUCGGCAGUUUUCGACAUACUUCGUCCAAGCUCUUUUCGUAAAGCACUUCAUAGUACCAACCUGAUAUGCAAUGUACUUCUAGGAUCGUCCCGAUGGGAUAAGAUAAUUGUAGUUACAGCAGCCUUGGAAAGAUUUGCAAUGGCUACGUUCUUUCUGUUUCUACUGGCAGUUGCUGAGAGAACAUUCAAGCAGCGAUUUCUCUAUGCUAAACUCUUUUCUCACCUUACUUCUUCACGAAGAGCACGAAAUUCAGACCUACCGCAUUUUCGUCUGAAUAAAGUUCGUAACAUAAAAACAUGGCUUUCGGUCCGGUCUUACCUGAAAAAACGGGGCCCUCAGCGUUCGGUAGAUUGCAUAGUUUCAGCCGCUUUUAUCAUCACACUUUGUUUGGUAUCCUUUUUGUGCAUGGAAUUACUAAAGGAGUCUCAAUAUCUGCAUCAGUCCCUUUACAAUUUAGAAGUUCUCUGUUGGUGCCUAGUACUGGGUGUCUUUCUGUUGCGGUUUAUGACACUUGGUUCAAAAAUCAACAAAAAAUACCGCAACCUCUCAGUCCUGAUAACUGAACAAAUAAACUUGUACCUACAGAUGGAGCAAAAACCUGACAAAAAGGAAGAACUUAUGUUAGCAAAUAAUGUACUCAAAUUAGCUGCAGAUCUCCUGAAAGAAUUAGAGAGUCCGUUUAAAAUAUCUGGACUUUCUGCCAAUCCUUAUCUCUACAACCUAACGAAAGUGGUCGUGCUUUCUGCGCUUUCUGGAGUUUUGUCGGAGAUGCUAGGUUUUAAACUGAAGCUACAUAAAAUAAAAAUACGCUAAUUAGGGAACUGUAGAUUUCCUAGCGUGUGAACUACGUAAACUACGUUAGUCGUAUGUAUUAACUAAAAGUAUUUUGAAAAUAACGGACAGGGCCAUAUUUUUGUCUGUUGAUUUUCGUCAGACACCCCUCUUUAUUGCUUUACAUUUCGCACCUGACGAAAUCGUAGAGUUUAUUAGAUAAGUUCUUAUAAAUAUCAAAAAUUCAAACUGUAAGUGCAGACAAGUGUUCAUCCUCUUUUCCUAACUUAAGUAGUGCUAAUGUUCUAAAAGAAUGAUCUGUGAUGCCGCUUGGUUGAAAACCGCAAUUUGAUCUUUAAUAAAACCAUGACAUCCGCUCGAAAUAAAAAAAAAAAAAUACCUGUAACACUUAAUUGAGGUGUGAUUUAAAAACAUGUUGAAGGCCUUGAAAUAGCUUGGGUAAAGCUCGAAUCACGGUUUGGUUUCUUGUAAUCAAUCAUAAUAGAUAUCUAAAAUACAAACUUUUUGGAGGUA
Daphnia carinata is the source of this 3208-nucleotide messenger RNA. RefSeq names its product protein phtf-like (gene phtf). Gene Ontology annotation, cellular component: endoplasmic reticulum. Lineage: Eukaryota; Metazoa; Arthropoda; Branchiopoda; Diplostraca; Daphniidae. The transcript has 14 exons. Bases 95 to 2716 code for a protein of 873 amino acids. The record is from RefSeq and is a predicted model, not a curated record.